Molecule: messenger RNA, 1515 nt
Organism: Pelagomonas calceolata
Lineage: Eukaryota; Pelagophyceae; Pelagomonadales; Pelagomonadaceae
Source: the annotation of a GenBank genome assembly
AGAAUAGGCCUAGUGAAUACGGUAUCCGCUGAUAGAGAAAAAGAGGAGGAUUUUCUCUUGCUCAUACCGCAUACGAGCUUGUACGUGGUUCAGGCACGUGAGUCAGCGGCGGCGUCUCAGGACACCACAUUCAAGCAUUGAUUAAUAGCGGAUGACGUUGGGCCGGCAUGUCGCAGCGCUGCUAGCAUUCACGACCGCAACUGCUCCGAAAAGGCGCCAGCUGAAGCCACUGGCGCGGGUGCAACCGCCGGGGAAGAAGCGGCCGGAUGCCCAGCACCUAUCCAGGGCCGUUCAUGCAGCCAAGAGUUGCGCCGAGGCUGCCCGGCUCUGCGCGCAGCGUAGCAAUGCGACGGAAGCGGACUACGGCGUCGAUAAUCUCUGUGUGCGAAUCAAGGAUGCGUGCUCUGGCGCACCGCUGCCACCCGCGAUCGCGGAAGCGCACUUCGCCGGCGAGGACGCGACGCGCAGCGAGAAUCAGACGGGAUAUCCAUGGUGCUGCGUUCGCUAUGUGCACGUGGGCAAGGCAGGCGGAUCUUCCUUUGAUACCUGGAUUCGAAUGCCGGCGAAGCGGCCGCCGGGGGGACCUGCGGCGUCAAAUGGCGUCGAUGUGGUGACUUUCCACCACCCAGUCUCGUUCUUUAUCGAGCAGCAGAUGCUCAAGCCGGCUUGCAUCAUGGGCAUAACGCUCCGGGACCCUGUGUCGCUCUUCUGGUCCCAGUUUGCCUGGUGCGUUGGCCAUCACUGUCCUAGGCACUAUAAGAUAGGCUGCGGCUUCAUCGCGUGCGUAAAAGACUCGCCGGUGGACCGCGCAUAUGAGGCUGCGAAGAAUCCCGCAGAUUGGGACCGCGUGGUCGACAUGCUGCUCGAGAACCCGCGCGACUGGCACGCGGGCCGGAACCCUCAGACGCGGCACCUGGGCCAGACCGUAGAGCUUUCAAAUUUCAAGGGUGGGUUGGGGUACGACUACUCCGUGGAUCUGAACAUGGAGUCUUCCGAGGCGCACGAGUGGCUCUCGCGGGCAAAGGCACGGCUCGAGCUCUUCGAUUUUGUCAUUUCGCUUGAGACCAUAGACCAAAGUUACAUGAAGCAGCUUGGAUCACACGCGCCCCACUCGAAUUCUCGUAGCGAGCAUCACAUAAAUCCCAAACCGCUCAAUGACUCCUUCCGCACGCGUGUCCUGGAGCUUAACCAGGUCGACAGCGAGCUAUAUGCCUUCGGGAGGGACAUCGAGAAGAAGUUGAACGCGCGCGGCCACCUUGCGCAGUACGCGGCCCUUGGAAGCUACUACUUCAAGUACUCCAGGUCCCAGCGCGCCCCCCCCGUCGACAUUGCCAAGAGAGAUUACUCAAAGACUUCUGGACAUUGGAAGUGCCUGAAGAUGAAUAGGACCACGUCAGAGCACCCGCUCGUGCAGUACGCCAACUACUACACUCCAUCGCCGAACACGACAUCCCAGGCUAACUUCCUCCACUAAGGUACGUCAAACGGAGACGGCGUAAUUUGUUAUAAACAAAC